Ochotona curzoniae (black-lipped pika) is the source of this 2367-nucleotide messenger RNA. Its product is annotated as immunoglobulin superfamily DCC subclass member 3-like. The transcript has 14 exons. The record is from RefSeq and is a predicted model, not a curated record. Gene Ontology annotation, biological process: cell-cell adhesion; axon guidance. The coding region runs from base 1 to 2367 and encodes 788 amino acids. Gene Ontology annotation, molecular function: protein binding. Gene Ontology annotation, cellular component: plasma membrane; axon. Lineage: Eukaryota; Metazoa; Chordata; Mammalia; Lagomorpha; Ochotonidae.
AUGGCUGCACCGCGCGCCGCGUCCCCUCGCCGCCCGCCAGUGCCGCGCUGGCCCCGGCUGCUGCUGAAGCCGCCGCCGCUGCUGCUACUGCUGCUAUUGCUGCUGCCCGCGCCGAGCAAGGGUCUCGACCACUCUGCAGAACUAGCGUUUGCUAUGGAGCCCAGUGAUGAAGUGGCAGUGCCUGGGCAGCCUGUGGUGCUGGGCUGCCAGGUGGAGGGGACCCCUCCAGUACGAGUCACCUGGAGGAAGAACGGGGUGGAGCUGCCCGACAGCCCCCACUCCACCUUGCUUGGCAAUGGGUCCCUGAUGAUCCGCCACUUCCGGCUGGAGCGAGGCGGCAGCCCCUCGGAUGAGGGCGACUAUGAGUGCGUGGCUCAGAACCGCUUCGGGCUGGUGGUCAGUCGCAAAGCCCGCAUCCAGGCUGCAACCAUGUCAGACUUCCACGUGCAUCCCCAGGCUACCGUGGGAGAGGAAGGUGGUGUGGCCCGCUUCCAGUGCCAAAUCUACGGGCUUCCCAAACCCCUGAUCAUGUGGGAGAAGGACAGAGUCCCCAUCGACACGGAUAAUGAGAGGUACACCUUGCUGCCCAAGGGUGUCCUGCAGAUCACAGGGCUGCGGGCUGAGGACAGCGGCGUCUUCCACUGUGUGGCCUCCAAUAUCGCCAGCGUCCGGGUCAGCCACGGGGCUAAGCUGACGGUGUCAGGCUCAGGCUCCGGGGCCUACAAGGAGCCGACCAUCCUCGUGGGUCCUGAGAACCUCACCCUGACAGUGCACCAGACCGCGGUGCUGGAGUGCGUCGCUACGGGCAACCCGCGCCCCAUUGUGUCCUGGAGCCGCCUGGAUGGCCGCCCCAUCGGAGUGGAAGGCAUCCAGGUGCUGGGCACAGGAAACCUAAUCAUCUCAGACGUGACGGUCCAACACUCGGGUGUGUACGUGUGUGCGGCCAACAGGCCUGGCACGCGGGUGAGGAGGACGGCACAGGGCCGGCUGGUGGUGCAAGCCCCUGCUGAGUUUGUGCAGCAUCCACAGUCCAUCUCUAGGCCAGCUGGGACCACGGCCAUGUUCACCUGCCAAGCGCAGGGAGAGCCACCCCCUCACGUCACCUGGCUGAAGAAUGGACAGGUGCUGGGGCCUGGAGGCCACGUCAGGCUCAAAAAUAAUAACAGCACCCUGACCAUUUCUGGAAUCGGCCCUGAGGAUGAAGCCAUCUACCAAUGUGUGGCUGAGAACAGUGCGGGCUCAUCUCAGGCCAGCGCCCGGCUGACCGUGCUGUGGGCCGAGGGGCUGCCUGGGCCUCCUCGCAACGUGCAGGCCACCUCCAUGUCGCCCACUGAGGUCCGUGUGUCCUGGAGCGAGCCCCUGGUCAACACCAAGGAUAUCAUUGGCUAUGUCCUGCACAUCCGGAAGGCCACUGACCCGCCAGAGCUGGAGUACCAGGAAGCGGUCAGCAAGAGCACCCUUCAGCAUGUGGUCAGUGACCUGGAGCCCUCCACGGCCUACAGCUUCUACAUCAAGGCCUACACACCCAGAGGGGCCAGCUCGGCUUCUGUCCCCACCAUGGCCAGCACCCGGGGUGAAGCCCCCGCCUCACCCCUGCUGUCAGCACGGGUUCUGGGCGACACUUCCCUGCAGCUGCUGUGGGAGCCCUGGCCCCGUCUGGCCCAGCAUGAGGGUGGCUUCAAGCUGUUUUACCGCCCAGCAAGCGGGGCUUCCUUCACUGGUCCCAUCCUGCUGCCCGGAACGGCCUCCUCCUACAACCUCAGCCAGCUUGACCCCACUGCAGUGUACGAGGUAAAGCUGCUCGCCUAUAACCAGCACGGGGACAGCAACGCCACCGUCCGCCUCGUGUCUGUGCAGGGAACAUCUGAGAGGGCCAUCCUGAGCCCACCCUGUGACUGCCGCAAGGAGGAAGCCAGCAACCAGACGUCCACCGCAGGCAUUGUCAUCGGCAUCCACAUCGGGGUCACCUGCAUCAUCUUCUGCGUCCUCUUCCUGCUGUUUGGCCAAAGGGGCAGGGUGCUUUUGUGUAAAGACGUGGAAAACCAGCUGUCCCCUCCUCAGGGCCCUCGCAGCCACAGGGACCCUAGCAUCCUGGCCUUGAACGGGAUACGGCCUCGUGAACAGGGCCAGCUCGGCCUGGAGGAGAAAGGCGGUGUGGAUGCCAAGGAACUGGAGCAGCUAUUCCCCCCACCAGGGACCGCGGCGCAGUCCGGGCCCAGACCCAGGGAUCCCACCGGCGCCACUCUGUGGGAGGAAACCCAGCUCUCGGUGCAGCCGCUGCCACCGCGGCACCUGCCCGAGGGGAGGAGCCGAGCAGGUGCCCCCGAGCUCCCGCAGGACGCAGGCCUCACCCUCGCGGGGCAGUAG